Messenger RNA from Anopheles arabiensis, 3812 nucleotides. RefSeq names its product fez family zinc finger protein erm. The record is from RefSeq and is a predicted model, not a curated record. The transcript has 2 exons. NCBI's taxonomy places the organism in Eukaryota, Metazoa, Arthropoda, Insecta, Diptera, Culicidae. Bases 854 to 3076 code for a protein of 740 amino acids. Gene Ontology annotation, cellular component: nucleus.
CUGCCAGGGGCUGCUGCUGCUGCUGCUGCUGCUUGGUUGCUGAGGUUCUUCAGCCGUCUGUGAGCCGUCAGAACAGUCUCGACUGCCGAACCGGGUGGAUCUGAAGCGUCCCUUGAGGUUGCAAAGCGAAUCCGUUGCAAAGACGAGUUGCUCGUUGUGUGUCUUACGAACUAAAGACGCACUGAAAAGACGGUGCGUGUGCGUGUUUGUGUGCCUCUGUUUACAUCAUCAGGGGAAGUGUGAAUUAUAGGAAACAAAAACAUGCGAGUGUGAAUUAUUCCCUUUUUGUUACAAGAACUCAAUCAGAGCCAGUCCGGGCAUUAUCAAUUUCGCUAAAGAAACACUUAUCCAUUAAUUCUUGUGCAUAUGUGUCUGUCUUUCUGUAUGUCUGUGUGUGCUUCUGUGGAUGUGAUAAGACGCCUCAUGUGGGUUGGCAUAAAUUAAGAGCGUAACUGAGGACCACUUGUGCGAUCAAUUGAAUUAAUUUCCUUAAUUGAGUUUGCACAACUUCCGCUGGGCAAAGACUUCAAGCCAGAGUGUCAAGUGUGUGUGUGUGUGAGCGUGUAAAACAAUUGCCGUCAAGUGGGUUGCGCAAAGUAAAGCGUAAAUUAAAAGCUUACUGUAAUAUGGGAAGACGCUAGCUAGCUGGAAUGCUGGUACGUGGCUUGGAGUGAGUUAUUCACAGACGGCUAAGAGACAAUUGUGAAGGAGGCUGCCAUCGUUUGGUGUAUUUGUGAUAAGAGAGAGAGAGCGAGUUACGGACACUUUGGAGCCGUAGUGUUUUGCUGGACGGAACGGAAGCGGUCGGGUCAUUCCAGCCAGCUAAAUUCAAUCGGUCAACGAUCAUUACAACAUGGUUUAUUUUAGUCCCCGUGGCAUGCAGGAACCGUGUAGCCCACCAGGAGUACCGCUGACAGCGAAGAGUCCCACCAUGGAAGGAGCCGUCCCGGACACGGAGUCCGCCGCGGACAAUGGGCCUAGUCCACAUGGGCCCGUCACCACCAACACCACCACAACAACAGCCACCAUCAGCCGGCCGGCCGCUAAAAUUCAGCGACCGAGCGGUGGUGCCACGCUCAAGUUCUCGAUCGCCAACAUUAUGGGACAAGAGCAUGAGGAUGACGAGGAGGAAGAUCGUGAAGAGGAACGGCAUGAUCGGGAGCAUGAGGAAGAGGACGAAGAGGACGAGCUGGAGGACGAUGUCGAUGAGGACGAUGAAGAUGCGGUAGUGGAUGUAGCGAGUGAGGAUGAAACGAUCGAGCUUUCGAUGGUUUCACCGGGCAGUGGAAGUUCGUUGCUGCGGAAGCGUCGCCACGGCAGUCACGAGAAGUCGAUGAGUCCGUUAUCAGCCGCCGGCUCUAGUCCCUGCUACGAACCACCGACAACAACGGUCAGCUCCGUUGCGGAAGCGUACGAUUCCGCCUUCAAGAAGUACGUGCCCAACUCGAUGCAUCCGUUCGUGGCGAGCAACCGGCACCAGGAGUUGCUAAGUCAGUAUCCGCUGCUGUACUACCCGGGACAGUUGAUGUGUGCAGCGGCUCAGUAUGCCGCCCUAACUCAUCAGCAGCACCACCAGCAGCAGCAUCACCAUCACCAUCACCAUGCGGCGGCUGUGGCGGCUCUACACCCUUACGGAGCGCCCGGGCGGCUUCACAGUCCUACCCUAUCGCCACCACCGACGGGUGCGAGCCUGCAGACGACGACCGUUGUGCAAAGUGCCAGCGUCCAUGGUGCCCACGGUGCGAUGAAUGGACGUCAUUUGCAUGCGGGCGGUCAUCAUCAGCUACUGUCUGCGGCGGCGGCUGCUGCGGCGGCUGCAGCAGCAGCGGCGGCUGCCACCGCCACCUCAGGCGGCAAAACAGGUUCGAAGCGUGCGAAUCUGAACCACUCCACCAGCAGUACCUGCUCGUCGCUAAGCUCCAGCGGUAGCUCGGUGGGUGGCUCCCCGGGCGGCAGUGGUCCCGAUGGGUCGUUGAAUAGUUCUUCCUCCUCAUCGGCAGCCGCAGCAGCAGCCGCCGCAAUGGCGGCUAAGCAGAAAACGUUCGCCUGUCCCGAGUGUGGCAAGGUGUUCAAUGCGCACUACAACCUUACCCGCCACAUGCCCGUCCAUACCGGUGCACGGCCAUUUAUUUGCAAAAUCUGUGGCAAGGGUUUCCGGCAGGCGUCGACGCUCUGCCGGCACAAGAUCAUCCACACCUCGGAGAAGCCGCACAAGUGUCAGACGUGCGGGAAGGCGUUCAAUCGCUCCUCGACGCUGAACACGCACACGCGCAUCCACGCGGGGUACAAGCCCUACAUUUGUGAGUACUGUGGCAAGGGGUUCCAUCAGAAGGGCAACUACAAGAACCACAAGCUCACGCACAGUGGCGAUAAGGCGUACAAGUGUACGAUCUGCAACAAGGCGUUCCAUCAGAUCUACAACCUUACGUUUCACAUGCACACGCACAACGACAAAAAGCCGUUCACGUGUAAGAUCUGUGCGAAGGGGUUCUGUCGGAACUUCGAUCUGAAGAAGCAUAUGCGCAAGCUGCACGAUGUUAGUAUGGGCGGAGGGCACAAGCGGUCGAGAAGCUGCGGUACGCCUCAGCAGCAUCAUCACCAUCACCAUCAUCGGGGUUCGCCGCUUACGGCACGAUCGCCAGUACAUCAGCACGCUUCCUUGCCAGCGCCACCGGCGCCCCCGAUGACGUCCGCAUCUGCCCCUCCGAUGAUGUCGAGCCCUCCGAGCGGAACCGGAUCACCUCCGGCACACCUUCAUCCUGCUCAGCAACCUCCACCGCAACAACAACAACCGCCGCAUCAUCUGCACCAUCCACUGCAUCUGCACGCGUCCGCACUGUCUCACGUUGGUCCUCCACAUGGUCACGUUGGCCCUUCGGAGCUACAGUCCCGCACAUCGCCCGUAUCCUGGUCGAGUGCAUCCAUCCUUCAUCAUACAGCCGUAGCGGCGGCUGCUAUGCGCAACGGAGGCAUGGAUUACGGCAGUCCCUUUCUCAUGCCAAGCGGACGGCACCAUCAACGGUUGGCAGCGGCAGCUGCCGUCACCGACAGUCCGUUCAUCGGCAAGGUGUUCUGACAGAAGUACUACCAGCAGGCGGGCAUUAGCUUCGGUGGGCUGUCACCCGUGGCAGCGGCAGCGCAAGGUAGUAACGCAACGACGGCGGCCAUCACUGUAACGGCGGUUGCUUCGGCGGUCUCACCGUAAGAGGGCGCUCACCCACUCACGCGCUUCUCCUUGUGGCGAAGCGCGCUUUGAGUCGCAGUGGUUGCUUUGAUUGUGCUGCCCGGUGUAGUAGAAUUAGAGUAGAUGAAGUGUGUGCAAUAGGUCUGUGUGUGUGUGACAAACGCCAGCGUGAUUUGAAGGUAGCAAACAAAAAAACAGAUUCUAGGAAGAGUAGGGAAGUUCGAUUAAAGCAGCGCUUUGCCCCGUUCCCAGUUAAAAUGCGUCGUACCUAGGCAGAAAGGGACGGAAGAAAAUGAAUGGUUUUGUGUGUUUUUAGUGGGUAAGCAGGUGAGAGGAAACAACGUCAUCGUCGUCAUAAUGCCGCGUUAGGAAUUUAAGCUCUGUAGUUGUAGUGUGGUGGACAUAUGUUCUUGUUGGGGUUUGGGACAGGAUCGCAGGAUCGAUUAGAAAGAGGCUAUCAUCAAUCUGGGGAUUUACGAGGGUGAAUUAAUGGAAUUAAUACGUUGAUCGAUAUUAUUAAUAUUUAAGUAUAUAUAUACACACACACACACACGCGUGUAAAUGAAGUGAGCUAAAUAAAUCAUUCGCAUCGGUAAGGGAUGUGUGGAAGUAUGGAAAAAUAACAUAA